AAAAAUGUUUUUGUUCACUUACCUUAAUUCUCUGUCCAAAACACCUCAAAAGCUAAAGAAAAGGAUGUUAGCAACAUGGACACCAGACCAAGAACUCAACAAAGUGAGACUAAGGUCUGGUGCUGACAUGAAGAGGAAACUUACAUGGUAUGAUUUAGUAGCUCUUGGAGUUGGAGGAAUGCUUGGUGUUGGAGUUUUUGUUACUACUGGACCCGUUGCUCGAAAAACCUCUGGCCCUUCUGUUUUCAUCUCUUAUAUAAUUGCUGCUGUAUCUGCCCUUCUAUCUUCCUUGUGUUAUACUGAGUUCUCUGUUGCUGUCCCUGUUGCUGGUGGCGCUUUUAGUUAUCUCCGAGUUACUUUUGGGGAAUUUGUAGGAUACUUUGCAGGAGCAAAUAUAUUAAUGGAAUAUGUGUUAUCAAAUGCUGCUGUUUCAAGAAGUUUUACAGAGUAUUUGUCAUGUGCUUUUGGUAGGAAUGAUCCAAAUUCAUGGAGAAUUCAUGCACAUGGUUUAAUGCAAGGUUACAACAUGUUGGAUUUCCCGGCAGUUGCGUUGAUUAUUGUCCUCACUAUUUGCUUGUGUCAUAGCACUAAAGAGAGCUCAAUGUUGAACCUAAUGAUGACAGCCUUCCAUGUGGUGUUUUUUGGAUUUAUAAUAAUAGCUGGAUUUUGCAAUGGGAAGGUUGAAAACUUAGUAAAACCAGGAGGAAUAGCUCCAUAUGGUGUUAGAGGGAUUCUUGAUGGAGCAGCCAUAGUUUACUUUAGUUAUAUUGGAUAUGAUACAGUGUCAACCAUGGCUGAAGAAAUUAAAAACCCUUCAAAGACUCUACCUUUGGGAAUUGUUGGCUCUGUCCUCAUUGUAUCUGCCCUCUAUUGCCUCAUGGCUCUAUCUUUAUGCCUUUUGUUACCUUAUAACAUGAUCCCAGAAGGAGCAUCAUUUUCCGCGGUUUUCGAGUUGAUGGGGUGGAAAUGGGCAAGCAAUGUAGUAGGGGCAGGUGCAAGUUUAGGGAUUGUAGCAUCUCUAUUAGUAGCCAUGCUUGGACAAGCAAGGUACCUUUGUGUCAUUGGGAGGGCUAGACUUGUACCUUCAUGGUUUGCUAAAGUACAUCCUACUACCGGCACGCCACUAAAUGCUACCAUCGUCUUAGGUAUAUGUCAAGCAUCAAUUGCAUUAUUCACAGAGCUUGAUAUUGUAAUUGAGAUGAUCUCCAUUGGCACAUUACUAGUAUUUUACUUAGUAUCAAAUGCACUUAUAUUUCGUCGAUAUGUUAUACUUAGCAAAAAUCCACCACUUCACACUCUCUUAUUCCUCUUCCUUCUUUCAUCCACCUCUUUUGCAUUCUCAUUAUCAUGGAAAUUCAAACUACAUUGGUGGAACCUCAUGUUGUUCGCGGGACUUACAUUUUCUGCGACAGUCAUUUUCCAGUAUUUUGUCCCUAUGAUCAUUACGGAACGACAAGAGAGUUGGUUGGUCCCGUUCAUGCCAUGGCCCGCUACGAUAUCGAUUUUCCUAAAUGUUUUUCUCAUGACAACAUUGAAAAUGGUGGCAUAUAAAAGAUUUGGUAUAUGGGCUUGUGUUAUAACAAUGUUUUAUGUACUAUAUGGUGUCCACUCAACAUAUCAUGCUGAAGAAAUAGUGGAAAUGGUUGUUGUUGAUAAUGUGAAUGUCAAUUCUUCCACUCAACAACAAAUUACUAAGGUUGAUAUUCAACUUGUUUAA
This is a messenger RNA of Solanum verrucosum, 1717 nucleotides long. Its product is annotated as cationic amino acid transporter 6, chloroplastic-like. Gene Ontology annotation, molecular function: amino acid transmembrane transporter activity. NCBI's taxonomy places the organism in Eukaryota, Viridiplantae, Streptophyta, Magnoliopsida, Solanales, Solanaceae. The coding region runs from base 5 to 1717 and encodes 570 amino acids. Gene Ontology annotation, biological process: transmembrane transport; amino acid transport. Gene Ontology annotation, cellular component: plasma membrane. The record is from RefSeq and is a predicted model, not a curated record. The transcript is spliced from 5 exons.